CAAAGUUUGCCCAAUUUCACAUAGAUUCCUUUUGGUUUCCUUUCUGUCGUAUUACUCUAAAAUAUGGCGGUCCAAGCGAGCUCCGUCUCGUCUGACCUUCUUGAUACCGAUUCCGGCUUUACGUCCUUGGACCUUGACACCCGACUUUUACGUGCAAUAGCCAAACUUGGCUACACACACCCCACAAUUGUCCAGUCCAGCGCAAUUCCACUUGCACUUCAAGGCAAAGAUAUUCUGGCUCGUGCACGGACGGGCUCUGGAAAGACAGCUGCAUAUUGCAUGCCGGUUAUCCAAAAAAUUCUGCUGGGAAAAGAAGGUGGACGGAGUUCCAAGGAACCAGGUGUUCGAGCGCUGAUAUUGGUUCCAACGAGGGAGUUGGCGGAGCAAGUUUCGAGACAUGUGAAGGAUUUAUGUUUGUACUGCUCAAAGGAGGUAGUUGCGGUGAAUUUAGCGACGAGCGAUCAGUCGGUGGCCAAUCAAAAAGCCAUUUUAGCAGAAAGACCGGAUAUUAUAAUUGCAACACCGAGCAAGAUUCUGGCUCAGUUGGAAGCACAUAACGUGGAAUUGAAGGAUUCAUUGGAAUCUCUGGUAAUCGACGAAGCUGAUCUGAUUCUGUCCUAUGGAUACGAUGAGGACGUUCGUAAGGUUCUGGGCUUCCUCCCAAAGAUAUACCAAAGCUAUCUUAUGAGUGCAACCAUGUCAUCCGACGUAGAUCAGUUAAAACAACUCGUUCUCCGUAAUCCAGCCAUCCUCAAACUCAACGACGCAGCAGCCAGCGAAUCCCUACUCACUCAAUACUUUGUCAAGUGUCUGGACAACGACAAAUUCCUUCUUACAUAUUUCAUUCUGAAACUCCGGAUACAUCCCUUUGGUACAGGGAAAUGUAUCAUAUUCGUCAAUGAUAUAGAUCGGUGCUACAAGUUAAAACUAUUCCUGGAGCAAUUUGGAAUAAAAUGCUGUACUUUGAAUUCAGGACUUCCUUUGAAGAGUCGAUAUCACAUCGUGCAGGAAUUCAAUAGGGGGGUAUAUGAUUACAUCAUAGCAACGGAUGAGGCUGGUAUGUUGAACAACGAGCGAGAUUCAGACGACGAAGGCGAUGCGGAGGAUGAGCAAGGUGCUGCCGAAGUCGAGGAUGAUGAAGAACAUGAGUCGACAGGCCGGAAACGGUCGGCACCUUCAGAUUCUGCAUCAUCGAAGAAUAAACGCCAAAGACAGCAACCGAAAGACACCGAGUAUGGAGUCUCUCGUGGAAUCGACUUUCAAAACGUUCAAUCCGUCAUCAACUUCGAUCUCCCCAUUUCCUCACGUUCGUACAUGCAUCGCGUUGGCCGAACUGCACGAGGCGUCGGUAACCAAGGUUGGGCUCUAAGUUUUGUGGUGCAAUCCCCUGAAAGUCCCACUCCCCUCCCACCAAAGAAGAAAAAGGGCCAGCAACCUGUGUCUGCCAAACCUAUUGAAGAUGAAUCUGUUCUUGAGCGGAUACAAAGGAAACAGACUGCGAUUGGGCGGAGUAUAACUCCCUACACUUUUGACAUGAAGCAGGUGGAAGCCUUCAGGUACAGAGCAGAGGAUGCCCUUAGAGCAGUAACAAGAACCGCAGUGAAGGAGGCGCGAAUGAAAGAAUUAAAGAUGGAGAUAUUGAAUUCGGAGAAGCUUAAGGCACAUUUUGAGGAUAACCCAACAGAUCUCCAAGCUCUCCGCCACGACAAACCACUCCACCCAGCCCGCGUUCAGCAGCAUAUGAAACAUGUCCCCGAUUACCUCCUUCCCUCAAAGAAUAAUGCGUCGUCGAGAACGCGGGUGGGAAAUGUACCAUUUAGAAUGCAGAACAAUCGACGACGGGGACGGGGACAGGGACAAGGGCGUGGUGGUGCAAGGGGAAGAGGACAAAGUCGGAAACAGGAUCCAUUGAAGAGUUUUACUCACGUAAAAUAGUGCAAAUAUCCAAGGCAUAGUUUAAUGUACAUUCGAAGCAUUUUGUAUAGGUAUACAUCUUUUGGAUACUAUCAUUUCACUUUAUGUGAUAGAUAUCAAAUGGGGGAAUUCGGAAGAGAUGAGAGCCAUGACAUCGUCCACACGUUUAUCAUACCAAUCGCCCGUCUGCAGUGAAUGCAGUGAGAAAUACACUCCGGUAAUAUCACAAAGCAAAGUAACCCA
Spizellomyces punctatus DAOM BR117 is the source of this 2157-nucleotide messenger RNA. RefSeq lists its product as uncharacterized. Gene Ontology annotation, molecular function: RNA helicase activity; nucleic acid binding; ATP binding. NCBI's taxonomy places the organism in Eukaryota, Fungi, Chytridiomycota, Chytridiomycetes, Spizellomycetales, Spizellomycetaceae. The coding region runs from base 64 to 1935 and encodes 623 amino acids. The transcript has 5 exons. The record is from RefSeq and is a predicted model, not a curated record. Gene Ontology annotation, cellular component: nucleolus.